AUGUCAUCUUUCAUGUUCAGAAAGAGAGCAAGCAGUGGAUCCUGGGUGGUUCUCUGUCAAAACCCUGAAGCUAAAACCCAGUUUGUUCCCUAUUUACUAUUAUCCACUCUAUCUGAACCCCAACCCACUACACUGAAUAAACCCUCAAAGCCUCAAAAUUUAUCAAAUUCAAUUGAAAACAAGAGGAUUUUGGAUUCUGGGUCGUCCUCGUUUUCGCUUAAAACCUCAAAAACCCUACUCGGGUCUGUCCACAAUCACACCUUUUCACGUAAUAUCUUUCUUUCAGGCUCCAAGCCUCUGGCUUUAAGCGCUGCUUCCGGGAAAAAUAUCACUGGGUCUCAUUGUAGUCCCCCGUCUUCAAUCUCAUUUGGUUCACAAAGGCGUGGUAUUUGGCAUUUGAGCACAGAAAACAAGGUUUUGGCUUCUGGGUGUGGUGUUUUGGUGCUUCCAAUGGUGAAAAGUUUAUAUUCGUCUCGUGGUGGUCUAGCGCCUUGCAGCUUGGUUUGCUUGUUUGCUACUCAGGCUGCUAUGGAGCCGUCGACCUGUGAUGGGCUUACAGUUGAUCGAAUCAUUGCUAGUGAGUGGCCAAUUCUGGAUGAGGAAGAGAGUGAUUGGAAGAGUCACGCUGCUGCAAUUGCCCAAUCCAUUCAUCUAAUUAAGAAACGUUUGCAGUGGAAGAAGUUGAUGGUUAGGUUGGAUCUGUUAUCAGCGGAGGUGAAUAAACCAGACCUUUGGAAUGAUCCUGUACAUGCAGGGAAGAUAAGCCGUGAGCAUGGUUCACUUAUGGGUAAAAUGAAAGAAGUGAAGGCAUUUGAGCGGGAAUUGCUUGAGCAUAUAGACAUGGUAAAGCUUGCCCGUGAAGAGAAUGAUGGAGAGCUGGAAUCGGAAUCCAUGAACGCUUUGCUUAAAAUGAGAAUAGCUUCAAAGGAGAAGGAGACUGAAGCGUUGUUAGCUGGGGAGCAGGAUCCUUGCUCAUGUUACAUAGAGGUUCAAGCAGGAGCUGGGGGUACAGAGAGCAAUGACUGGGCAGCAAUGGUCAUGCAGAUGUAUAAAAUGUGGGCUCAACAACGUGGAUAUAAAUAUCUGUGGUGGAUGAAAUGCCUGGUGAGAUUGCGGGAAUCAAGUAAAGUAGAAGAAAUGAGCAUAUCGCAAGCAUGUGCCAAUCCACCCUCCCACAGACAUAUUGCACGGGCAACAAUUAAAGUUGAUGGUGAGUAUGCUUUUGGAUAUGCCAAAGCAGAAGUAGGAGUGCACAGGUUGGUACGGAUCUCACCUUUUGACAGUAGUAAGCGCAGGCAUACUUCUUUUGCUGCUGUUGCUGUGACUCCAAUCAAUGAAGACGCGUCUGCUCAUGUACAAAUUAAUGAAUCUGAUCUGCGCAUUGAGCGAUUUCGUUCUGGGGGACCUGGAGGCCAGCACGCUAAUACAACUGAUAGUGCUGUGAGGAUUGUUCAUGUUCCUACAGGAAUUACUGCUACUAGUCAAAAUGAGAGAUCACAGCAUAUGAAUAAAGCUUCAGCAAUGGCUGUUCUUCAGUCACGACUAGACCAGCUUGAGAUGGCACGCCAGACUCAGAUGAAUGCACAGUAUUCACAAUCUCUUACUGACAUAACCUGGGGCAGCCAGAUACGUAGCUACGUGCUCCAUCCAUACCGGAUGGUGAAAGAUCUUCGAACAAACUACGAAGUCUCAGAUCCCGAUUCUGUCCUUGAGGGAGAUCUAGAUGGCUUCAUCAUGAGUUAUUUAUCAGCUUCCUUGGAUAAAGAUGAAGAUGACCGCUAA
This is a messenger RNA of Prunus armeniaca (apricot), 1782 nucleotides long. The record is from the annotation of a GenBank genome assembly. Lineage: Eukaryota; Viridiplantae; Streptophyta; Magnoliopsida; Rosales; Rosaceae.